GUUGCCAGUCCCAGUUGUGGUUGCUAAAUGAGGACUACCUGUAAAUAAUUUCUCAAGAAUGCAUUUUGCAUCUGUUGAAACAGACUCUGAUCCAUGAAAGUUGCAAGUGUUUUGUUAUCAAUUGGAACCCUUUGAAGGUUUUCAGUCUGGUUCAGAAAGCUAUUGGGAAGGUAGCCUGUCUUUAAAAAAAUUGAAGGUUUAACUUAGUUAGCAGCUUGAAACCUACACUUCAAAGAACAUGAAAUGGUUUGAUUGCUUGUAUUUGCUCCUUAUCCUGAGUUCUCCCUCCUUUAUUUGAGCCCUAAGAAAGAAGCUGAAACUUUGAAAUGUUGAGGCAAAACUUGAGAUGUAACAGCUGUACUUUUUUAUAAGAUCACUAAUCAUAUUCUGAGUUUUAAAGCCCUUUUUAAUUAUGGGAGUGGUGUCUGUAAAAUACAUUAAAUUAGGAAGCCUCGAGGGAUAUGAAACUUUCAAGCUGAGGAAUGUCAGAGUAUGGCAUUUUUUUUAAUACAGCUGUACAAAAACAAUUAGAACAGGGGCUCUGCAAAAUGAAGAAUCCAUCCUUAAAGCAUUAAAUCAGCUGCAUCUCUGGAAAGUUUGUGUGUUCCCUCUGAAGGCUGUCCCUUGUUAUCUAUACUUGUGUGUGCACGCACAAGCAACGUGUCUACUCAGACCACCGGCGAAAUGGUAUGUACACACAUUCAGAUACACAGCUGGAGACAGCCUUCCAGGCAGCCCCACGGAGCCUUCUGGAGGAUACAGCGACUGGAACACUUUGAGGAGAAACUCUUGCUUACGCCCACACGCUUGUGAAGCACCUCUGUGGAAUGCUCUGCGCAGCCCUAAUAUUUAUUACCUUUAAAGCCAUGCUUGGCUUGGAUCUGGGUUAUUGUCAGGUCAUCUGGAACAACAUUGGAAAAAUGUUUCAAUGAAUUGGAAAAAAAAACCCUGCCUUUUUUGCUGGCAUUUUAAAGGAUCUUUAAAAUAAUUUAAGAGGUUUUUAAUUGUUAAUGGGCUUGACCAUUUUGAUAUCUGAUUAUGACUUUAAUACUUUGAUUAACAGUUCUUAUUGUAAACUGCUUUGAGAUGUGAUAACAGCAGUAUAAAAAUACAAUAACCAUAUCCAGCAAGUACCAGGUGCUGGAGACGAAACAGGGUUAAGAGUCGCUGCCAUCUUGCUCCUGCUAGUGAAUUAUCUGAAGCAUCUGGUGGCAGAAUGUUAGCUAAACAUUCAUAUUAUAGUUCAGGGUUGACUUGUCAGGUUCUUGGGGUUCUCUAAGCUGGGUUGUUUUUUGCAGGCAUUUCAUUACUAGGCUAGGUAACAUCACCAGUGGGAGGGAGAGCAGGAUGUCAAUGAACAAGCUCAGCACGAAGAACCCAACAGACCCGCUUUUAUCUACUGUUUACCAGGUUGUUGUGUUUCUUCCUGUACUGCUUUUUUUAAAAAAAGAAUUACAUUAUUUUCAUUUAGGAACAAGAACUUAAAGCUGCUGCAGAUAGUGUGUUAUCUGAAGUGAGAAAAAAGCAAGCAGACACCAAGCGAAUGGCAGAAAUUCUGCGUGGCUUAGAAAAGCUUAGGAAGCUAAGAAAAGAAGCAGCAGCAAGGAAAGGUGUUUGCCCACCACCAGCUGCAGAUGAAGCCUUUGAAAGUGAAGUUCAGAACUUAAAGGCACUGAUUAAAAAACGCACCGAAGUCUAUGAAGCUGAAGAACGAGCUCUUCGAGUCAUGCUGGAAGGAGAACAGGAAGAAGAAAGAAAAAGAGAAAUGGAGAAGAAGCAGAAGAAGGAAAAGGAAAAGCUCCUGCAGCAGAAGCGUGAAAUGGAUUCCAAACUGUUUGGGGAUCCAGAAGAAUUUCCACUUACCCACGUCUUGGAGCCAUUCACACAAUAUUAUUUGCAAGCUGAAUAUUCCUUGCCGGCUCUCAUCCAGAUCAGGCAUGAAUGGGAUCAAUACUUGGUGCCUGCAGACCACCCUGAAGGAGAUUUCAUCCCACCAGGAUGGGUCCUUCCCAGUCCACCAUCCAGUGACACGUGGGCCACUGCUGUCAGGUGAUGCCUUUGAAGUCCCAUUGAAGCCAAGACAUAGCAUAAUUUAUCAGUUGGGGAAGGUUGCAAUAGCAAUGUGUGACUGAUAACUCACCUUACAAGAGUUCCUUUGAGUUUAAAAUACAUUAUAGGUGGCCAAAGGAUACCGCAAAACGUUGGUUGAUAAGACAAAUACUGCCCUUUAAUUGUUAGAAGUAUGGCAUUGAUGCUUAUUAUAGUGCUCAUAAGUCCUCUCAAGCAUCUGCUUAUACUUUAGCAUCAUAGGAUUUGGAUCAUGAGAGAAGUAUCAAUGAAUCACUGCUGUGUAUGUGUUGGAGUGUGUGGGAUAGAUCCACACUUUAAAACAACUUUCCUCAGAAACUUAUCUGGCUUUACCUUAAAUGGGAUGUAAAUGCUAUAAAAUCAGUAGUGUAAUCCCCAGCAAUAGAGAAAUAAAAUAUGCCAUGGACCUGCAGGGCAACAUUGGCUAAUAGAGGCUAGAUAUAAAGCUCAGCUUAUCUAUGGAGCUUAUAUAGUUCAGAGACCAUGGAAUUAACGCAUCAGCUAAAUAUUAUUGUACGUGUCCUUAAUGUAAAGUAAACUCUGGGAAGUCAGAAUUAAUUGCCUGAGGCAACAUCAAAGAUGUUUUCUUUGGAACAGUAUCCAGAUGUUCAAAUUCCAGCUAUCUUCCAAAACACCUCUGUGGUUAGCUUGGCCUUACAUGGCAUGAGUUAAGUGAAUUGACAGAUCUGGAUGAUAGUCACCUCUUUUGAAGUCUGAGCGGGUGCUUUCAAAAAUUAAGGUGCUAAAUUGGAAUUGUAUGGAGUGAAUUAACAGUAGCUUUUCCAUGUUGUCAUAAAAACUGCAUUUCAUUUUUACACACAUAUAUGAUGCACAUACUUAGGGAAGCUUCCCCCCCCCCUUUAAGUAGGACAACUAGAAUAGGGAUAUAAGUUGAAGUAUUUGUGUUGAUUUAUAUUUCCAUAAUAACAUCAAGGCAUAGUUUGGUGUUCAGGGAAAGAGUCUUGAAUUUGUGGGCUCUCCUGCUCUCUUAUCUGUGUUUUAAUAAAUACCUCAUGCUACCCUGUUUGCAACCCUCGUUGAAGGGCACAUUUUCAAUUUAAAUAAAUGGCUAGCUGUAAUUUCCACAGAAACAGAAAUCAUUCAUUGAAGUGAGAGAAUGUAAAGGAGAGGGGAUAGAGGAAGCAGACAAAGAUUUUAAAUUACCUGUGGAUUAUUAGCUGCUCAGGAAAUCUAUCUGUGCUUAUGUAAAUUUCCUAUAUAAAGUUCUUAAAAUCAGUAGCACAUUCUGCACAAAUUCUGUGAUUCGUAAAUUGCAGAAAAACCAAGCAUUGGUGGAUUUCUCCACUGCCUCGUAAGUGCCAUUUUGGUUAUUAUACACUCACUAGCUCCUUCAGAUGUGUUUACUUCUGAAAUACACUCAUAGGUACUUAAUACCAAUUGCUUUGAUUUAGCAUUAUUUAUACUGGAAAGAUUGAAUAUUCUAUUAAAUCCCAUACUUUUCACUUCAUUCCUUUAAGAAAAGUAUAUUGUUGUUAUUUUAGCUUGAUUUAACAAAGUAUAUUUGUAUAACUAAACCAACAAACGUUGUUAAGCAUCUUUUCUCAGAAUAACUGAAACCUGAGGCAUGGCUGUUCUUGAAUUACAUAAAAGAGCAGCUGUACCUGAAUUGCUAGUACAAACCAUAGCUGUUGUCUGGUACAUGUAUGCAAUAACUAGAUUUGUUAACCUCUUCUUGCAAGGUAACUGUCAAAUAGUUGUGUAAAGCGUGCUUUUAUUGUCCUGUAAAGCUUUGCAACAAAGUUGUCUGAAGUGUCCAGGAUGCUGUAAUGAGAAACAGUAAAUUGUCAGAAUGAUGUAUAGUCCUAUUUAAUAAAAAUAUAUUGCCUUUUGUUUGUACUUAAUAAAUUAUGAGCAUUUCACA
Messenger RNA from Python bivittatus (Burmese python), 3970 nucleotides. NCBI's taxonomy places the organism in Eukaryota, Metazoa, Chordata, Lepidosauria, Squamata, Pythonidae. The record is from RefSeq and is a predicted model, not a curated record.